AUGUCAGAUGGACAGCCCGAGUGGACCAACGCGGCCGCAGCGGCGUUGCAAGAGGCCGUUGCCACGGCGCGCAAGCACAGCAAUGGCUACCUGGACCCCGUCCACCUGGCGUACGCGCUCUUCAAGGACGAGAACGGACUCCCCUCGCGCGUCCUGAAGAAGCUUGGGGCGGGGGUAGUGUUGGACGCCUUCAUGGGCCGCAUUGAGGCAGUCCCCACGCAAAGCCCCGCACCGACGCAGCCGCGCCCCAACACCGAUAUGACGCGUGUGCUAAACACCGCGGAGCAGAAGCGGGUUGCGUUGGGUGACACCCUCCUUGCCGUUGACCACCUCCUUCUCGCGCUGUACGAGAGCAAAGACGUGGCCAAAAUCCUCAAUGCCGCUGGCGCCGGCAGCAAGGCGGUGGAGAAGGCCUUGGUGGAGCUGCGCAAAGGAAAGAAGGUUACUUCCGAGUUUCAGGACCAGAACUACGAGGCGCUCUCCAAGUACGCCACGGACCUGUGCAAGCAGGCGGAGGAAGGCAAGCUGGACCCGUUGAUUGGUCGGGCCGAUGAGGUCUUGCGCACCAUCCGCGUCCUCUCGCGGCGAACGAAAAACAACCCGAUCUUGAUUGGCGAAGCGGGCGUUGGCAAAACCGCCAUUGUGGAGGGCAUUGCGCAGCAGAUUGUCCGGGGCGACGUGCCAGACACCCUCGCUUCUUCACGCAUCUUUUCUCUGGACCUCGGCGCGCUCGUCGCCGGCGCGAAAUACCGUGGCGAGUUUGAGGAGCGCCUCAAGAGUGUCCUGAAUGAAGUGCGGGAGAGCUCCGACACCAUCAUUCUCUUCAUUGACGAAAUCCACCUUGUGCUCGGGGCGGGCAAGUCGGAGGGCGCAAUGGACGCGGCGAACCUUCUGAAGCCGAUGCUGGCACGCGGGGAGCUGCGCACAAUUGGCGCAACCACCCUGGAGGAGUACCGCCAAUACGUCGAGAAGGACGCGGCCUUUGAGCGGCGCUUCAUGCCAGUGCACGUAAAGGAGCCAAGCCUGGAGGAGUGCAUCAGCAUUCUCCGCGGGUUGAAGGAGCGUUACGAGACACACCACGGCGUUCAGAUCACGGACAAUGCGGUGGUGGUUGCCGUUCAGUUGGCCGACCGCUACAUUACGGGUCGCUUCAUGCCCGACAAGGCCAUCGACCUUAUUGACGAGGCGUGUGCGAACGUGCGUGUGCAGCUCAGCUCACGCCCGGAGGAGAUUGACCAGCUGGAGCGCAAAAAACACCAGCUGGAGAUUGAGGCAAAGGCGCUUGAGCGUGACAAAAAGGAAAAGUCGUCGCAGGAGCGAUUGAAGGCCGUCAGGGGGGACAUUCAGCGCGUGGAGGAGCGUCUCCAACCACUACUGGAGCGAUACAAUGAGGAGCGCAAGCGCAUCGAUGAGCUGCAAGAAAUGCAAACCCGCCUUGACGAGAAAAAGACGAAGCUGGAGCGGGCUGAGCGGAUGCGGGACAUGGAGCUCGCCGCCGACCUCAAGUACAAUGCCAUACCCGCCAUUCAGGACCGCAUCCGCUCGCUGAAGGAGGAGAUUGAGAGGGAGAAGGCCUCCAUGGUGCAGGAGAAGGUGACGGAGGUGGAAGUUGCGGCGGUGGUGGCCCGCUGGACGGGCAUUCCGGUGGCAAAGCUGAGCAAGACCGAUCGUGAGCGACUGCUGCACCUCUCGGACCACCUGCACCGCCGCGUGAAGGGGCAGGAUGAGGCGGUGCAGCGCGUCUCCGAAGCCAUUCUGCGCUCGCGCGCGGGCCUUUCGCGGCCGCACACUCCCACCGGCUCCUUCCUCUUCCUCGGCCCAACGGGCGUCGGCAAAACGGAGCUGGCGAAGGCGGUUGCUGUUGAGCUCUUCGACGACGAGAAGCACAUGGUGCGCAUCGACAUGAGCGAGUACAUGGAGCAGCACGCUGUCGCCCGCCUCAUUGGGGCGCCGCCGGGCUACGUGGGCCACGAGGAGGGCGGGCAACUCACGGAGCCCGUGCGCCGUCGGCCGCACACGGUGGUGCUGCUCGACGAGGUGGAGAAGGCCCAUCCCUCCGUAUUCCACGUGCUGCUGCAGGUGCUGGACGACGGCCGGCUGACGGACUCGCACGGCAGGACCGUCGAUUUCAGCAACGCCAUCAUCAUCAUGACCUCCAACCUCGGGUCGGAGCACCUGGCCCACGUGGGCACCUCGCCAAAGGCGUGGGAGGCGACACAGGAGAAGGUGAUGCAGGUGGUGCGCAGUUACUUCCGCCCGGAGUUCAUCAACCGCCUCGACGACAUUGUGCUCUUCCGCCGGCUCGGCUUUGGGGAGCUGCACGACAUCAUCGACCUUAUCAUCGCGGAGGUCAACGAGCGGCUGAAGAAGCAAGACUUUGUGCUGGAGAUAACGGAUGAGGCGAAAAAUUUUGUGCUGGAGAAUGCCUUCGACGCCGAAAUGGGUGCCCGCCCGCUGCGUCGUUGGGUCGAGAAGCACAUCACCACCGAGGUGAGCCGCAUGAUUGUCGCGCAGCAGCUGCCGCCUAACAGCACCGUGAAGGUGUCGGUCAACGGCAGCCAGGGCAAACUCGCCUUCAUGGUGAAGCGCUCCUCGUCGUCGUAA
Molecule: messenger RNA, 2604 nt
Organism: Trypanosoma conorhini
Lineage: Eukaryota; Euglenozoa; Kinetoplastea; Trypanosomatida; Trypanosomatidae
Product: 101 kDa heat shock protein
Exons: 1
Coding region: 1-2604 (867 amino acids)
Biological process (GO): cellular response to heat
Cellular component (GO): cytoplasm
Molecular function (GO): ATP binding; ATP hydrolysis activity
Source: RefSeq, a predicted model, not a curated record